AAAUGGAAGCUGUCAGCUGUUAUGGAUAGUGAAGACAACUCGGAGAUAGUUUAACCGAUCCUUUGACGGUAUGGCUUCUCCAUUGACAACAGUGACCCCAGCAAGGGAUGCAGUGAGAAUUAAAGUAAUUCAGUAUGAAGUUGAUUCCCAGUGUUGUCGCUUCAGUGUUGACCCAGGACUCACUGGCUAUGAAGUGUUGCGGAAUCUCAUUGCACGAGCAUUUGAUCUAAAGGGUGAGUUCCAGACUUGCUACUUGGCUCGUGAUGACAGAUUUCCAGAAGCGUGUUGGGUCCCAAUGUUGUCUGAUUUUGACUUGGAAAUGGCUUUUGUCAAGUCUUCAGACCCUUACCUUUUGGUGAAGGUGGAAAUCUUAUCCUCAAAUGGCACUUGGGACGCUGUGACCAACAUGGACAUUCCAAAGCUCUCCCUACCAGAUCUUCCUCGAAAUAAUUAUUCUACCAAGCUCCCAGGAUUGUUUAAAGAAAAGAUGGAAAAGACUCUCUCUAUAGUACAGAAAGCCUUAAACUGGAAUGAUGAAGCUGGUGAUGAAGCUUCCUUGAGACCGCCCCGCCCUCCCUUGACUGACAGUGAAUUCCAGAAUAUGCUGAAUCGGGUGGGUCAGUUGGCUCAACCAAAAGAAUUGCGAUUAUGUGUUUACCUUGGGGGCUUGGAACCUUCACUAAGAAAAGUGGUGUGGAAACACUUGUUAAAUGUGUAUCCAGAAGGCCUUACUGGGCGUGAAAGGCUGGACUACAUGAAAAAGAAGACUCAGGAGUAUGAAAGCCUCAAAAAUGUCUGGCAGGAGCAUAUGAAGAAUGAAGAGAAGCAGAUAAGUGAGGAAGUGAAGUAUGUCACCAAUAUGGUUCGUAAGGACGUCUUGCGCACUGACCGUCACCACACUUACUUCAGUGGACCUGAUGACAACAGCAAUGUGCAAUCUCUCUAUAAUAUUUUAACCACGUAUGCUCUGAAUCAUCCUUCUGUUGGUUAUUGUCAAGGAAUGAGUGACUUGGCUUCUCCACUCUUAGUCACCAUGCGUGAUGAAGCUCAAGCAUAUGUUUGUUUCUGUGCCCUCAUGGCUCGGGUGCAUUCCAAUUUCCAUAUAGAUGGGGAUGCUAUGACUUUGAAGUUCCAGCACCUUACAGAAGCUCUCAUUUUCUAUGACUUGGAAUAUUUUACUUACCUUCAGCUGCAUCAGGCUGAUGACUUGCUGUUUUGCUAUCGGUGGCUGCUGCUGGAGUUGAAGCGAGAGUUUGCAUUUGAUGAUGCUCUACACAUGCUGGAGGUUUUGUGGAGUUCUCUUCCUCCAGAUCCACCUGCAGAAUCUCUUCCACUCUAUGAG
Penaeus monodon (black tiger shrimp) is the source of this 1342-nucleotide messenger RNA. Its product is annotated as TBC1 domain family member 25-like. Gene Ontology annotation, biological process: regulation of autophagosome maturation; activation of GTPase activity. Gene Ontology annotation, molecular function: GTPase activator activity. Lineage: Eukaryota; Metazoa; Arthropoda; Malacostraca; Decapoda; Penaeidae. The record is from RefSeq and is a predicted model, not a curated record. Gene Ontology annotation, cellular component: autophagosome.